This is a messenger RNA of Solenopsis invicta (red fire ant), 1219 nucleotides long. It is a transcript of the gene Ak1, whose product is annotated as adenylate kinase isoenzyme 1. The record is from RefSeq and is a predicted model, not a curated record. Gene Ontology annotation, cellular component: cytosol; cytoplasm. Gene Ontology annotation, biological process: nucleoside triphosphate biosynthetic process. Bases 437 to 1006 code for a protein of 189 amino acids. The transcript has 5 exons. Gene Ontology annotation, molecular function: AMP kinase activity; ATP binding. Lineage: Eukaryota; Metazoa; Arthropoda; Insecta; Hymenoptera; Formicidae.
GUUACCCAUGUUUACCUUACUCUGCUUUGCCACUGGUCAUUGUUAUCGUCGCCACACCGCGAUGUUUUCGCGCAAUACUUCAUGUUCAGGAACCACAACGUAUCCUUGACAGACAUUCAGCAAAUAUCCUCCCAAGGACGCUUAAUUGCGCUGCGCAACGAGUCUGUGGUUCUAAUUUCCGUUAGUCGCAGUAUGCAACGGCGGCGAGGACGAGUCGCACCACUUGGAAAGUGAGGUCUUUUAAAUUUAUUGAAAAAUCCAGAGAAACUCAUAAAAGAGACUAUAUUCAAAGAUAGUGCAAUAUACUUGACUGACGAGCAGCUUUUUGAAUUGAAAACCUUUCCAAAGCUUUCUCUCUAGGAUUUUUCAAGGAUUUAAUCGGCCGACAUUUUCAGUUUAGCGUGCGCUACGAAAAGAGGGAAAUCACGCAGAUAAGAUGAAAACCAUCUGGGUAAUCGGUGGGCCAGGUUGCGGCAAAGGAACGCAGUGCGACCGUAUGAUCUCAAAGUAUGGAUUUCUUCAUUUGAGUAGCGGCGACUUGCUGAGAGCAGAAGUCGCCAGUGGUAGCGAGAGAGGUGCAUCGCUUCAGGAUCUGAUGUCCAAGGGACUAUUCGUGCCAACGGACAUUGUGCUGGACCUCAUAAAGGAACAGAUGGACAAAGCUCGCGAGGAGGGAAGCACGAAGACUGGCUUUCUCAUCGAUGGCUAUCCUCGAGAAAAGGAUCAAGGAAUUCUCUUCGAAGAAAACGUUUGCCCCGUCGACUUAAUUCUCUUCUUCGAUGUAGCGAACGACACUUUGAAAAAAAGACUCCUUGGACGUGCUGCUGUGUCCCAAAGAUCAGAUGACAAUGAGGAGACGAUCAAAAAGAGAAUCGAGAUAUUCAAUGCAAAGAACAGCGAGAUCGUCGCGCACUACAAAGAUAAAGUUGUCAGAAUCAAUGCGGAAGGAACGGUGGAGGAAAUAUUCGCAGAGGUAACGAAAGCGCUAGACGCUUUAUUAGCUUAGAUAAAUUGCUCUGUAAAUUUUUGAAGAGCCAUAAGAGAUUUGUUGCUCUUUGAAAACAGAUCGUUACCAAAGUUUAUUACAGUCUAGAUGGUGUUGGACACUUGCUUAAACAAAAUAUACACAUACAAACACGUACAUUAGGUACGUUUAAUUGUUAAUUGUUGAAUAAAAUUGAAGACGUAGAAGACGCUUUAAGACUGUGACUUGCAAGAA